UACGCUGCUGCAGCCUGGACCAGAGAUGAAAUCAUCGAUGGUGCAAUAAGGGUGAGGAGAAAAUUGGUCAUUGUGAGAAGGGUCUGCUGGAUCUGACCCGGGCCACAACCAGACGUGCCAGUGUGAAAUCCAGUUGAAAGGGUUGCACGGCUGAAGCUGCAAUAUAAAGUAAAGAUGCUCUUCUUUCAGCAACACGCAAGUAAGAAUCAGAAACAGGUUCAUGAGAAAGUCUUGCAGAGUGGCAGUCAGGGGACUGCGCCCAGACAUGGCGGACCACAGAGACCAGAUCCGACAAGCCACACAGCGGGAGAGGAAGAUGUGGCCUCAAUCAAAGAAAACCCCAAAUCCCAUCAAUCAGUACAUCUGAGGAAAAGCUGUAGGAGGGACAAUCCUGGAGGAGCUUUGAGAUCAGACUUGUUGAAAUCAAAGGCCUGAGAGCUGAAAUCAUUUUUUUUGCAGGCUAUCGGUAUCCUUCUGAGGAAAUGAAAUGUGGUCAGUUAAUCUGCGGCUUGGAAAAGGACAACAGCCAAUGCGGCGUGUUCAUGCUGCCCCCCUGCUGGGCGGCCCAUGAGCCCGUCGAUAUGGUGGUUUGAUGUUGGAAAAUAAGAACCCCCCCCCCACACACAACAAACAGAGGGCUGGAACAGAGAGACUGGAACAGAGAAAGAGAGGGUAGAAAGGGAAGAACCAUCGACAGAUGGACUCUGUUGUGAUUAAAGAUGGCGGCAGUCUUCACUGCAGACUACGAAGGACGAUUCCCGAUCCACAGAAAAGCGGCGGGAGAAGACCGCGACCCAGCACAACAAAACCAAGAGCCGCGCAGCAAGGUGGACCAGCAGGGACAAAUGGAUGGCAAAGACCCACUGUCAUGGCGACGUCCUGCUCCGGCCGGGCCCUCUGGCGUCGAGGUGACGGGAGGGACGCCGCGAUCGCUGCGGCCCGAUGCUUUCAGUGACCGUGCAAUGGAAUCCUCGGUAAACGCAUGCAGCGCCGGAGGAUGCGUGAGGAAGACGAUCAAACUCAAGGAGUUUCUUUGCAGUGGCGUAAGCGGAGGUCCGCGUCUCGUAGUUGUGCAGUGCGGGCUCCACGGACCCGUGCCUCAUGCAUGCUGGGACUAUGAGCGCAGGCGACAGCAGGGAUUACCUCGCGGACCUGGGAGGCAGCUUCACCGAGGACGCGCCUAGGCCUCCGGUCCCGGGGGAAGAGGGUGAGCUGGUGUGCAGCGAUGGACGCCAGUACGGAAGCCCGGGCUUCCCCUCCAAGAGCGAGGCGCCCGUGGCCACGCCCCGGCGACCGGACUUGGACCUGGGGUACGAGCCGGAGGGAAGCGCCUCCCCCACGCCGCCCUACGUGAAGUGGGCCGAGUCUCUUCACUCGCUCCUGGACGACCAGGAAGGCAUCCAUCUGUUUCGGGUGUUCCUCAAGCAGGAGGCGUGCGGCGACGUGCUGGACUUCUGGUUCGCGUGCAGCGGCUUCCGCAAACUGGAAGCCAUCGAGGGCGGCAGCGAGGAGAAGAAGGUCAAACUGGCAAAAGCCAUCUAUAAGAAAUACAUCCUGGACAACAACGGGAUUGUUUCCCGACAGAUUAAACCAGCCACCAAGUCCUUCAUCAAAGACUGCGUCGCGAAGCUUCACAUCGAUCCCGCCAUGUUCGACCAGGCUCAGACUGAGAUACAGGCCACGAUGGAGGAAAACACCUACCCCUUAUUUCUCAAGUCUGACAUCUACUUGGAAUAUACCCGGGCAGGAGGCGAGAGCCCGAAGCUGCACAGCGAUCAGAGCUCUGUUUCCGGGAAUGGAAAGGGCCUGUCGAACUAUUUGCCCACUUUAAUCGAAGACGAGGAAUGGAGGUGUGAGCAGGAGCCCGAGGAGCAGCCCGACUGCGACCCCACGCCGAGCAGUCGGCUCACUCAGAAGCUGCUGAUGGAGGCGGCGCCGCUGCGCGUCGCCAGCAGCAGCAGCAGCAGCAGCAGGUUCCAGGACUGUCCCGAGUUCAGGCUUGCUCCCUGUCGGGAGCCCAUCAACCCGUACUACGUCAACGCCGGGUACGCCGUGGCCCCCGCAGCCAGCGCCAACGAUAGUGAGCAGCAGAGCAUGUCCAGCGACGCAGACACCAUUUCCCUCACAGACAGCAGUGUAGACGGGGUUCCACCCUACAGACACCGUAAACGCCAUCGCCGGGAGAUGCACGAAAGUGCCAAAGCAAAUGGGCAAGUGCCACUACCUCAUAUUCCACGCACCGACCGGAUUCCAAAGGACAUACACGUGGAGCCGCAAAGGUUCGCUGCAGAGCUGAUGGUCAGACUGGAGGCCGUCCUGAGGGAGAGGGAGGCUCAGGAGCAGCUGGAGGAGCGGCUGAAGAGAGUACGACUGGAAGAGGAAGGUGAUGAAGUCGUGUCCGGCGCUUACCCGCAGAACCACAACCCGCGCUACGCCGACAGCCCCUUCAGCGGCGCCGCCGCCAGGGACGCCCACGAGGAGAACCCCGAGAGCAUCCUGGACGACCACGUCCGGCGGGUCAUGAAGACCCCCGGCUGCCAGUCGCCGGGCGCCGGCCGCCUCUCUCCCAAGUCCCGCUCCCCGGACGGCGUCCCGGCGCCCGGCAGGCACCCGUCCCGCCACGGCCUCAAGGGAGACGCCGGCCACCCGCACCACCACAGGCACGCGCACCACGUCCACCACGGCGCCGUCGGGAAGCCCAAAGAGCAGGCGGAGGCUCAGGGCGGCUUCCCCGGCAGCGCCGAGGCGGGCUACUGCGGGUCCAAGUCCCGCAGCUACGCCGACGGGGCGGGGUCCAACCCGGCGGAGCACGCGGCGUACAGCAGCAAAGGCGGCGCGCAGUGCAAAAGGGCGCCGAAGAAAGGCGAGGAAGCGCGACCGCGUGACGCGCCGGCGCCUGUCGAGGAGAUGGAGAAGAACCAGAAGAUCCUUUUGUGGCUGAUGGAGGGACAGAAAGAGCUGGUGCAACACAAGAGGAGCCCGUACGGGAGCGCCGGCGGGUCCAAGAGGCCCAGCGGCCACGAGGCCCAGCCGUGGAGCGCCGUGCAGCCGUCCCACCCUUUCGUCCAGGAUCCCACCAUGCCCCCCAACCCGGCGCCCAGCCCCCUCAUCCAGCUGGAGGAGGUGCGCCGGCGGCUCGAGGAGGAGACGAUCACGCCGGGCGCUGUGCAGCCCAAGCAAAGGUACGUGAUGGAGGUGAUCCAGAGGGGCCGCUCGGCGCUCAGGCCGGCGCUCUUCCCUCCGCUCGGCGCCGUCUCCGACGGCGAGCUCCCCCAGGCCGAACACAGAGCCACUAAAAAGCAGCCGUGUGAAAACAUAACGGUGGCGUAUUACUUCUGCGAGGAGCUGAUUCCGUACCUGACGUCUGUCAGAGGGAGGGUCGUCACUCUGGGACAGUUCAAAGAACUGCUGACCAAGAAAGGAAGUUACAGAUAUUACUUCAAGAAGGUAAGCGACGAGUUUGACUGCGGGGUCGUGUUCGAGGAGGUGCGCGAGGACGACGCCGUCCUGCCCAUCUACGAGGAGAAGAUUAUCGGGAAGGUCGAAAAAAUCGAUUGACGUUGACGUCGAAGAGGGAGGAGCCGAGCGGCGGCGGCGGCGGCCCGGGAGGACGCGUUUCAGGGCGGGGCGGAGCGGCGGGUGCCGGGAAUCGGAAGCAGAACCGUGGAAGUGGACCUAGAGUCGGAGCGGCGGCCCCGGUGGACGACCUGUGACCUCUGAGGUGUGACGUAGCAUCGUGAUGUUCACCAGAAUAACGGAGAGCGUGUUUUUGAUACGACGCAUCAGAUUGUUUCUAAAGUAGCCACACGUGUGUUUUGAUAUGUGUGUCGGUAACAGAUGUGUACAGUUUGUUUCAAAAGAUAACAUUUUAUAUCUAUUUAAGUAUUUUCAAUCCUGUCGAAGCAAAAAAAAUUUAGGGCUGAAAUUAGUUUCUUUUAUUCAUCGUGAGAGCCCCCCCCCCCCCCCCCCCCUCACUUCCCAGUGCUUCAUUGUGUCCGUCUGCACUUUCAUAUAUGCCACCGACUGUCUAAAACGUCUGAAGCACCGAACACACGCGUGACGAACCCGUGUCUCACGAUACUCCUUUUUGUUUUCUGACACGACAGCAGAUCUAUGGACACACUGAUGGGUUGUUUAAUUGUGUUGCACUACUGCACAGUGCAGUGGCUGCUUGUUUAGUGCAUGUGUAGCUGACUGCAACGAGGGGGGGAGGGGGGGGGAGAACGUUUUUUGGACGAUGUGCUUUAGAAGUAACGUAAGUAGAUGCAAUGAUGUGAUUGGAAAGCAAAAGGUGAAUAUCUAUGCAAGUCGGUCCCCUGAUCCAAACACUGCAAAGGGCUUCUGUAUUUAUUCACUCUGAGUUGAUUUCCUGCAUGAGGCCCGGCUCUAUGAGAAGGAUGAAUCAGAGAUUAAAACACUAACUCAAUUCAUCCGGCUGACGAGUCCUGAAGGUCAAUGAGUGCUUUCACCUCUUCCCAAAUGACUGAUAACGAUUAUUAUUAACAGGCCGCUUUGCUUUUAAAUGGUAAACUUCACGUCGCUGCUUAGGUGCUCGACGGGUUCAGAAGGGGCCGAUCGCCGAUCUGUGGCCUCCUCUGCUUCAUUUCGAUGGAUCACGUCACACCAAAGAGAGAGAAGCGUAGCCCCGGGGGGGGGGGGGGGCACUGUAGACAUUCCCCCUCUGCAUCGAGACCCCCAUUUCAUUCUGUGGCAGCGCGUAUCAUUCGCUCAUCAGUUUUCAUGUCAAAUCAUUGGGACGUGCAUGCUCGCAGCUUUCUGAUGCAUCUGGACGGGGUCGCUUUCAGAGCGCUGAGUAGACUCCUCCCGCCCUCCCCAUGUGGCGUGGAGAAAACACGCCGAGGUUCAAGGCCAUCGCCCCCAUGUUCCUCUUCACUGAGAGAGAGAGAGAGAGAGAGAGAGAGAUCACGCUGCCUUUUUGCUUUUAGAGUUCUAACUUAAAUCACUUUUAGCUUUAAUAUAUUUACCGUGUUUGUGGAGUUGUAUGUUGUUGAAUACUUGAUCCAGUUCAAAACUGUAAGUAUCUUGAUUCUGAUUGUUUCUUUUGAAAUGCCUUUUAGAAUAUCAAAUCUGUUCUGAUUCUUACUGUGAAAGUUUCCUUAUUUAAGCUCAACAAUCUGUAAAUAAUAAAUAUCAGAGUGCCUUUAUUACU
Molecule: messenger RNA, 5170 nt
Organism: Pungitius pungitius (ninespine stickleback)
Lineage: Eukaryota; Metazoa; Chordata; Actinopteri; Perciformes; Gasterosteidae
Gene: axin1
Product: axin 1
Exons: 15
Coding region: 1102-3558 (818 amino acids)
Biological process (GO): positive regulation of protein kinase activity; negative regulation of canonical Wnt signaling pathway; cell development
Cellular component (GO): nucleus; beta-catenin destruction complex; plasma membrane
Molecular function (GO): beta-catenin binding; ubiquitin protein ligase binding; molecular adaptor activity
Source: RefSeq, a predicted model, not a curated record